AGUGAGGAGGGUUAGAUACAGACACCAGCAACAAGCAGAGGAACUAACAGCAGCAUUCUUUGGAAAGAAAGGAGAAAAGGUUAUAACCAUGAAAAGCAUCCACUCCCUGGCUGGUAUCCUUCUGAUCUUCAGCUUUGUACAGAGCAGCUGGCAGGUUCCUCUGCAUGAGGCUGGUGACAGCUCAAGUUUUGAGGCAGACGACACAUUAGUGGAUGAGGCGAGGGAGCUGUCGAACAUGAAGAGACACUCUGAGGGAACUUUCUCCAACGACUACAGCAAAUACUUGGAGGACAGGAAGGCGCAGGACUUCGUUCGGUGGCUGAUGAACAACAAGAGGAGCGGUGCUGCAGAAAAGCGCCAUGCAGAUGGAACCUUCACCAGCGACGUGAGCUCCUACCUCAAGGACCAGGCAAUCAAAGACUUUGUUGCCAGCCUCAAGUCUGGACAAGUCAGAAGAGAAUCUGAAAUGGACAGGCGGGGUGAAGCGUUCAGCAGGAGGCAUGUAGAUGGAAGCUUCACCAGUGAUGUGAACAAGGUGCUGGACUCCAUGGCUGCAAAGGAAUAUUUACUCUGGGUCAUGACCUCCAAGCCUUCAGGGGAGAGUAAGAAAAGACAAGAGGACCAAUGAGACACUCCUCAAGGACUCCCUCUGUGUGCUGCACACAAAGCCAUACACAGAAGGAAUAGAAAGCCAUACUGCUUUGCAUGUUGUAAUGUCAACACUAUAUUUAAAUUUGUAAGUCUUUUUUUACUUACUGUAUGUGAUGCAAAGAUACAAAAACUACUACUCUUCCAUAGUUUUUAUGGUGCACCAAAGAGAAGAAAUGAAAUUGAGGGCAUAUUUUUUCUACAAAUUUAAAUUAUUUUCUAUAUUUUUAAGGUGAAAACAAGAACACAAAAAGUGAAAUCUCAGGUCGGCCUAUAGAAAACACAUGUAAUGUAGUUGGUUGUCAUUGCAUAUUAUUAAUCCGCUCUGCAAAAUAAAGUCUUUCAUUGUG
This is a messenger RNA of Siniperca chuatsi (mandarin fish), 998 nucleotides long. Its product is annotated as glucagon-1-like. Gene Ontology annotation, molecular function: hormone activity; glucagon receptor binding. The record is from RefSeq and is a predicted model, not a curated record. Bases 89 to 628 code for a protein of 179 amino acids. The transcript is spliced from 6 exons. Gene Ontology annotation, cellular component: extracellular region. Gene Ontology annotation, biological process: response to starvation. NCBI's taxonomy places the organism in Eukaryota, Metazoa, Chordata, Actinopteri, Centrarchiformes, Sinipercidae.